AUGGAGAACGUCGAGACAGAACAGACGCCUUUUGCGGCCGUCACGGCCCAAACGUCCAAGCUGCAGAGGCAAUACCAAGCGCUCCUAGACAAGGCUACACCACAUGUCCUAUACAGAUGGAUUGGCACAGGCGUCGCCCUGUCCUUCUUCUUCCUCCGAGUCUUUUUCGCGCAAGGCUGGUACAUAGUGGCGUACGCGCUCGGCAUCUACCUCCUCAACCUGUUCCUCGCCUUCCUCCAGCCCAAAUUCGACCCUUCGAAUGAUAUGUUGGACAACGAGAUGGAGGACGGAUCGGCCGGCGGCCUCCCAACCAAGAGCGAUGAGGAAUUCCGGCCCUUCAUCCGACGGCUGCCCGAGUUCAAGUUCUGGCACGAGGCGACGCGUGCCAUCACCAUUGCCUUUCUGUGCAGUUGGUUCGAGAUCUUCAACGUUCCCGUCUUCUGGCCCGUCCUGGUUAUGUACUGGAUCAUCCUCUUCGUUCUGACCAUGCGCAAGCAAAUCCAGCACAUGAUCAAGUACCGAUACGUACCAUUCUCCUUCGGCAAGGCGAAGUACGGCAAGAGCAGCACCUCGUAG
Molecule: messenger RNA, 576 nt
Organism: Anthostomella pinea
Lineage: Eukaryota; Fungi; Ascomycota; Sordariomycetes; Xylariales; Xylariaceae
Source: the annotation of a GenBank genome assembly